Messenger RNA from Capsaspora owczarzaki ATCC 30864, 639 nucleotides. RefSeq names its product pre-B-cell leukemia transcription factor 3D. NCBI's taxonomy places the organism in Eukaryota, Filasterea, Ministeriida, Capsasporidae. Gene Ontology annotation, biological process: regulation of DNA-templated transcription. The record is from RefSeq and is a predicted model, not a curated record. The coding region runs from base 1 to 639 and encodes 212 amino acids. Gene Ontology annotation, molecular function: DNA binding. The transcript is spliced from 3 exons.
AUGGAGUUGGAUAUUCUCCAGGAACUGAGCGAGCUUGAAGCUGACCAACUCGUACUCGGGUUGAGUUUCUUUGAGUCCAAAGCUGAUAAUGAGCAGGAUUCGGUGGAUAUUGGUCAAGCCGCUUUGGCUAUUGGCGAUGCUGUACCGGCUUGGGCGGCAAGCGGCUAUUCUGAUUUUUGGGAUGAACUCAGUCUUGCGUUGCAAACUCCGACAAAUCGAGUCGGGUUUGCUUCGCAUGAUGUGACGGCUGCUCAACUGGAUGUAUGCCUUGCUCAAGAACGAGCUGCAUGUGCAGCUUCCGAGACGCCCAGUCUGGCGGAGAUUCGAGGACUGUUCGCAUUCUUGGAUAUGCAAUUGCUCAAGGUCGCCCACCGCUUAAGCUCGUUAGAGUAUCAGCUGAAACGAAAGGUGUACACCAAAGUCAUCUUCCUGAAAAGUACGUUUCUGGACUCUCGGAAGCGUCGCAUCAACCUCUCUCGAGAAGCUCAGCAAGUGCUUAACGAUUGGUUUUUGGCUCAUAUUGAGCAUCCUUAUCCGAGCGAAUCGGAGAAAGAACAACUUGCUGAUCAAACAAAUCUUACCAUGAGGCAAAUUUCUACUUGGUUUGCCAACAAACGCAACCGGCAAGCGCAAGAUUAA